CAGAUUAUAAUGACAAUUAACUACUGCUGUCUGUCUCAAAAUCCUUCAAAUUUUAAAAAUUUAAGUUUUAUAGAAUAUAUAGUGACUCAUUAGUAUUUUUAUAGUAACUAACAUAUUCUCAGAUUUAGAAAUGUAAUAUAGUUAUUUUAUACAAAAUGGCAUUAUACGAAGGCAUUGCUCUAAUUCAAGAAAAACAAGCGGUAGUCUUAGAUUUGGGAACAGACUAUACAAAAUUUGGUUUCACCGGAGAAGCUGCACCACGUUGUAUCAUUCCAUCUGAAUACUGGUGUACCUCUGAGAGGAAGUUCAAGAGAGUGUAUGACUACAAUAAUGAAGAGGAGCUUUAUGACAAUCUUGUGCACAUGCUGCAUUUACUGUACUUCAGGCAUGUAUUGGUCAAUCCGAAGGAAAGGAAAGUAGUCGUCGUGGAGUCCUUACUCUCUCCCACAUUGUUCCGGGAGACACUCGCUAAAGUACUCUUUCUUCAUUACGAGGUGUCGGGCGUCAUGUGGGCGGACAGCGCGCGUCUGUGCGCGCUCACGCUGGGCGCGCCCGUCGCGCUCGUCGUGUCGCUCGGCGCGCGGGACGCCGAAGUAGUCGCGGUCGUGCACGGCUGUCCCGUCCUGCAAGCGAUACAGACGCAGCCGCUCGGCGCCCGCGCCAUACACGACGAGCUGGCGCGACUACUCGACAGGGACAACGACACCGAGCUGCAUCUGCCCGAACACGUGCUCGAGGACAUCAAAGUGCGCGCCUGCUUCGUCCCUCCCCGCGCGCGCGCGCUGCAGCUGGCGGAGGGCGCGGGGGCCGCGGGGGGGGCGCCGGCCGCGCGCGCCGCGCACUACACGCGCGCGCAGUGCUCGCUCACCGUGAGCGGCGCGGCGCGCGAGCUGGCCGCCGAGCCGCUGUUCGCGCGCGACAACGAGCUGGCGUCGCUGCCCGACGCCGUGCUGCAGUGCAUCGCGCUGUGCCCCAUCGACGCGCGCCGCGAGCUCGCCGAGAACAUCCUCGUGACGGGCGGCUCGGCCGCGCUGCCCGGCCUUAAGGCGCGCCUCGCGCAGGAGCUGCGCCAUCUGGUCACUCUGCCGCCCUACAGGGAAUGCCUCCGCAUUUCGAAGUUCAAGUUCCACACGGCGCCCGCGCACGACAACUCGGUGGCGUGGGUGGGCGGCGCGUUGUGCGGCGCGGCGGACGGCGGCUCGCGCGCACUCGCCCGCGACGUGUACGCCCGCGAGCGGCGCCUCGCCGACUGGCCCAGCCUGCUGCACACCACGCCGCCCACGCACCCGCACUGGGAAGCGCUCGCGGAAGUCGAGUAGCGACACUCGCACGCACCCUUAUAUUUCAAUAAAUAGCGACAUGAAUGGGAAAUCUGUUAUAUUAAACAACUUUAAAAAUACAAGGCUUAUACUUAUUAAAAUAAAUAAAUUAUUUACACUGA
Molecule: messenger RNA, 1441 nt
Organism: Nymphalis io (European peacock)
Lineage: Eukaryota; Metazoa; Arthropoda; Insecta; Lepidoptera; Nymphalidae
Gene: Arp10
Product: actin-related protein 10
Exons: 7
Coding region: 156-1319 (387 amino acids)
Biological process (GO): retrograde axonal transport of mitochondrion
Source: RefSeq, a predicted model, not a curated record